Achroia grisella is the source of this 690-nucleotide messenger RNA. RefSeq lists its product as uncharacterized. The coding region runs from base 1 to 690 and encodes 229 amino acids. The transcript has 4 exons. Lineage: Eukaryota; Metazoa; Arthropoda; Insecta; Lepidoptera; Pyralidae. The record is from RefSeq and is a predicted model, not a curated record.
AUGUUAUGUUAUUGCGUCUUUAUAAUAGUAACCCUCUUCAUCCCGUUGCCGUCGAAUCAACAUUUUAUUUGGCCGCUAAGCACAUGCAUGUUGGCAGAUCUAUGCAACCACACAUGGAUACCGGAGUGUGGGCGGGAGAAAGACAAAGGACACCUCAAACUUUUCACCGAUGAAUGUGACUUAUUAGAGUUUUCUUGUGAUCACGAUAAACAAUAUGAAUUACUGAAUUAUUCAGACUGUUUCACCGCACCGACAUCUUGCCCCAUGGACCCACCUUGCCCAUCUAAUCCGACAUGUCCCAACCAUAGAUUUCAUAGAAUGGGCCAACAUUAUGUGUUCCAUAACAAACCCAGAAGAAUGAUAAGACCGCCUUCGAUCCCGUCACCUUCUUUGCCAUUGCGUAUGCUGAAAGGCAAAACAAGAUAUACUCCGAAAGCAAAAAUGAGAAGAAUAAAGAAUGUUAAGGAAAAAGUUAAAAAAUCUACCACAAUGAUGCUACAGAUACAGAAAAAUAAACGUUUUAUAAAAAAGAGUAAAGUAAUUAGCAACAUUCAAAGGAAAACAAUUGUGUUGAAGAAAGAAACACUCUUUAGAAAUGGGAAGAAGUUAAUAAGGGUCAUAAAAGGUCUUGCGCCUAUAGCAGUUACUAAAAAGUAUGUCAUUGUGGAUUCUGAUUAUCUAGAAAACUAA